Molecule: messenger RNA, 1155 nt
Organism: Saccharomyces mikatae IFO 1815
Lineage: Eukaryota; Fungi; Ascomycota; Saccharomycetes; Saccharomycetales; Saccharomycetaceae
Gene: SMM1
Product: tRNA-dihydrouridine(20) synthase (NAD(+))
Exons: 1
Coding region: 1-1155 (384 amino acids)
Biological process (GO): tRNA dihydrouridine synthesis
Cellular component (GO): cytoplasm
Molecular function (GO): tRNA dihydrouridine synthase activity; flavin adenine dinucleotide binding
Source: RefSeq, a predicted model, not a curated record
AUGGUUAUGUAUGCCGGGAAACUGGUCCUAGCGCCAAUGGUAAGAGCUGGCGAACUACCCACGAGAUUGAUGGCGCUUUCUCACGGCGCAGAUCUGGUCUGGUCGCCAGAAAUCAUCGACAAAAAACUAAUCCAGUGCAUUAGGAAAGAAAAUACGGCACUGCAAACAGUUGACUACGUCGUACCAUCAAAGGUUCAAGCAAGACCAGAAACGCUUGUCUUCAGAACAUACCCGAAACUGGAAUCGUCCAAGUUAAUCUUCCAGAUCGGGUCAGCGUCUCCGGACCUGGCCACACAGGCUGCUUUGAAAGUAAUCAACGACGUCAACGGCAUAGACAUCAACGCAGGUUGCCCUAAACACUUCUCUGUACACUCAGGCAUGGGUUCAGCUCUCUUGCGCACCCCUGACACACUGUGUCUCAUCUUGAAAGAACUGGUUAAGAACGUGGGUAACCCUCACAGCAAACCUAUCAGCGUGAAAAUAAGGCUCCUGGACACUAAAGAAGACACUUUGCAACUCGUCACACGUCUGUGUGCCACGGGAAUCACCAAUUUGACAGUGCACUGCAGGAAAACAGAAAUGAGAAACAGAGAACAACCCAUCACGGAUUACAUUGCAGAGAUCUACGAAAUAUGUCGGGCAAAUAAAGUGUCAUUGAUAGUGAACGGCGCUAUCCGCAACCGUUCUCAUUUUCACGACUUGCAAACCAACCAUUGGAAAAACACCCACAUUGGUGGAAUGAUCGCAGAAUGUGCUGAACGGGACCCUACCGUUUUUGAUUGCACCACCAAUCUGUCAGAGGAUGGGCUACCUUGGGUCACCACUUGCCGCGAGUUCGUUCAGUGGGCGACCAAAUUCGAUAAUCACGUCGGUAAUACAAAAUACAUGCUGACAAGGAUUGUCCCCGGAAAAUCAAAGUUCUUUCAGUAUUUUGCCCAUUGCAAAAGCUCGGAAGAAAUUAACUUCGUACUGACGCAAUUAAACAAAGAUGGCAGCGCCCAGACAGAUCCUUCAGAGUACUUGCAAAACUGUAGGGCACAAGAAAAAGCUCUGAAGAAUGCCAACACCAAUACCAAACAAAAAAGGAAACAGACCGAUCAUACGGGCUGUGACGCUAAAAAGCAAAAAGUAUUGCCUCCUCCUGCAGAUGUAUAA